This is a messenger RNA of Rotaria socialis, 2418 nucleotides long. NCBI's taxonomy places the organism in Eukaryota, Metazoa, Rotifera, Eurotatoria, Philodinida, Philodinidae. The record is from the annotation of a GenBank genome assembly.
AUGACGACUCAAUUAGACGAACAUUAUAUUCGAACUAAUAUCGAAUGGAUUCAUCUUCCAUCCGAUGUGAAACAAAGAUUCAGUUGGAACACGGAAAAAGAUUAUGAUAAGGCCAUUUUAGCGUUUUCAAUAAAACACCAACUUCGUUAUAAAGGAAAUUUAGUUCGAAAAGUUCAUAAAGAUUCACGAAAAUAUUAUGAUGAUCUUUUACGAUAUAGUCGUGAACAUUUAAUGCUUUUUCCGUAUCAUCUAUCAGAAAUCUAUGUGAAAGGUUUACGUGUAACAUCAUUUUCAUAUUAUAUUGAUAUGAUUAUUGAUUUAAUUCUUCAAGAAAAAUCAUAUGAUACAUUACCAAAUUUUACUGCUGCCGAUUGCCUUCGUUUACUCGGUAUUGGUCGUAAUCAAUAUAUUGAAUUAAUAAAUCAAUCACGUACAAUAUUACAAACGGCACGAAAAAAAGUAUUGUUUAAUUUAACGAAUUGGAAAACACCAGCUUCUAUUCGUCAUUUGUUACCAUCGCAACCACUUGAUUCUUUACAUAUUCAACCAUGGUGGGUAAUAAAUCUAGGUUGUGUUACUGAUGAUGAUGUUAAACAAUGUACAAAUGAAGAAAAAUUAAUCAUCGAUUAUCUUAUUGAUGAAAAAUGUUCGAAAUUAGCUGGCGAACUUAAUUAUGAAGCAAUACAUUCACUUUAUCGUAAAGGUUUAAUAUUUUUGGAUGUUCCUGUUAAUGACACUGAUUAUAUUCAAGUGCCACCGUUAGGUUCAGGAUUUGUUAUGAAUCGUAUUGUUGGAGAUUAUUUUGAAGUAUUACUUUAUAAAUUAUUUGUUUCAACCGAUGAGCAUACAAAUGUUGGAGAAUUAUCGAAAAUAUUAGCAUUGGACAUGGAUUUAGUUAAACAAACAAUGUCAAUGUUUUUACGACUAGGUUUUGCCCGAAAGAAAAAUCUAGAUAGUGAUUUCGGAAUUUUCCACACGUCUUGGAAACAUUUUUCUACAGGUGCUAAUUUACAGUUACCACCACCACCGAAAGAAAUAAACUUGGCAUCGCCUACGAUGGAUAAAAGCUUAUUGGAAUGGAAAACAGAUUUAGAAAUGGAUACUUCAUUGAGUGGCGAUGAUACUUUAUCGAUUGGUACAACAGAUGAACAAAAAUCUCUGCUAUCUCCAACAGCUGCUAAUUUACUUGACAGUCCAUCAACAGCGAUUGCACCAGGUACAUUAAAACAAAAACGUAUUGGUUUUCUAUUCGAUUCAUCGUUAACUGCAUUUCUAAUGAUGGGAAAUUUAUCACCAAAUUUAAAAACGCAUGCCGUAACAAUGUUUGAAGUUGGUAAAUUAGCUGAUGAAAUUCUUGUUUCAUUUUUACAAGAGCUAGAAAAAAUAUCUCCGCCAUCACAAUCAUCAAUAAAAUAUUCUGAUGACGAAAGUCAAAGUGAAGGCGAAGCUGAUCGUUAUUUUCUACACGCACGUGUUCUUUAUCAGACAAUAUCGUUUUUACGUUUAAAUCAUGAGCUAUUCGAUGAUGAUGUUGGCAGUCUUGGAGUCGAUUUAAUACGUUAUGAAAGUUUAUCGAGCCUUGAUUCGAAUAUUCGUCAACGUCUAAUCGAACGUAAUUAUCAAAUACUAAUAUCCAUGGCGCCUAUUAGCGCAGAAACUAUUUAUUCGCCAUUCAAUUCAACUGAUUACCUCGGACCAUGCUUACAAGAAAUGAAUAGUGUAUGGAUGAAAUUAUUUAUUUAUAAUCUAACAAAAUCUGGACCACCAUCAUUACUUUUACCGAAAGGUUAUCGUUUGAAUACAUUACCAAAUUGUUUGAAGAUUUUCGAUAAAUUCCUGGUUACAACGUGGAAUCAUGAAUCAACAUUUAUAUCGAAUGUGAAUAUAUUAUUGAGUAUAAACGAAGCAUUACUCCAUUCAUCUGUACUUUUACAAGGUUUUUCAUAUGGAAUUAAUAAUUUUAGAGACGAUAAUCAACAAAUUCGACAUAUAGCAUUUCCAUUAGAAUCAAUUGAAAAAAAUCAUGGACUAGAACAAUUAGGAUUAGCUAUUGAUUUACAAAGUACAUGUGGUUAUGUAUCGAUGUUAACAUUAUCGUCAGUUCACUCGGAAGAAGUAUUAUUAGAUGUUAGAUUUGGUAUCCCGUUAUUUGAUGAACAAAUAAGUGAAACCAUACGAAAUGGAAUUGUUAAAAAUAAAUUAUGUACAAAAGAAAAAGUGCAACAACGGUUGAAAAGUAUUGAAGCUCUUUCAAACACUCUUGUGGCAUUCAUUGAAUUCUAUCAGCAAUCUGAUACCUCACCGUGCAAUAUGCCUGUUCAUCAUUCCACAAAUGGUAUACGCUCCACAUGUUUACCAAAAUGGCCAAUUCUUUUCGAUGGUGAAACUCUUAAAACGAUUGGUGUACCUUCGAGUUAG